Ornithorhynchus anatinus (platypus) is the source of this 3316-nucleotide messenger RNA. RefSeq names its product autophagy related 4C cysteine peptidase (gene ATG4C). The record is from RefSeq and is a predicted model, not a curated record. NCBI's taxonomy places the organism in Eukaryota, Metazoa, Chordata, Mammalia, Monotremata, Ornithorhynchidae. Gene Ontology annotation, molecular function: protein-phosphatidylethanolamide deconjugating activity. The transcript is spliced from 13 exons. Bases 899 to 2278 code for a protein of 459 amino acids.
ACCUGGGUUCCCAUCCCGCCACCGCCCAGCUCCCUGCUUUGUGACCUGGGGCAGGUCAUUUCACUUCUGGCCUCUCCACCAGCCUUUAUUCCCCUCCAAACCGGUCUCUUCUCCCCCCUUUUUUUAACGUCACGUGUUAGACGCUCACAACAGAGUCAGAGGACCCGGGUUCUCCAAACCAGUCUCUUCUUCCCUUUUUUUUUUUAAUGGUACGUGUUAGACGCUCACUACGGAGUCACAGGACCCGGGUUCCCCUCUCGCCUCCGUCCCCUACCUGCUGUGCGACCUCGGGCGACUCACUUGGCUUCCGUGGGCCUCCCUUCUAACCUUCCUCUCCCUCCAAACCAGUCUCUUCUCCCCUUUUUUUUUUAAUGUUGCGUGUUAGACGCUCACUACGGAGUCACAGGACCCGGCUUCCCCUCUCGCCUCCGUCCCCUACCUGCUGUGCGACCUCGGGCGACUCCCUUCGCUCCCCCGAGCCUCUCCACCAGCCUUCAUUCCCCUCCAAAUCAGGCUCUGCUUUUUUUUUUUUCAUGGUAUUCGUUAGACGCUCACUACAGAGUCAGAGGACCCGGGUUCCCAUCCCACCUCCGCCCCCACACCCGCUGUGCGACCUUGGGCAACUCGCUCCGCAUCUCUGGGCCGCCCGCUAACCUGCCUCCGCCUCCGAGCCUGUCUCUUCUCUUUCUAUUUCAAUGCGCCUCCGGAGGAAAUCAGAUGACGGGAUUUUGGCACGUGCCCGAGGAGCUGAAGCGACGGUGAUCAUCAUUUGAGGAUUCCUGCCCUCAGGGGAAUGGAAGAUUGCCAGCUGGAAUCGGGAGAUGCGGCAAAACUUUCAAGGCUCCAGGCGGCGCGGAACCACGCGACAGAGUGAUGGCUUGUUUUCGACGGUUUGAAUAUGGAGGCCACGGGGACAGACGAGGUUGACAAGAUAAAGACGAAAUUCAUAUCUGCCUGGAACAACAUGAAAUACAGUUGGGUCUUGAAAACCAAGACAUAUUUUAGUAGAAAUUCUCCCGUGUUACUGCUGGGAAAAUGUUACCAUUUCAAAUCGGAAGAGGACGACGGGAUCCCCGUCCGAUCCAACUGGGCCCCGGAGGAUCCCGCCGUCAUCUCCGGGAACGUGGACGAGUUCCGGAAGGACUUCGUCUCGCGGAUAUGGCUGACCUACCGGGAAGAGUUCCCCCCGAUGGGGGCUUCGGGUUUGACCACGGACUGCGGCUGGGGCUGCACCCUGAGGACCGGCCAGAUGUUGCUCGCCCAAGGGCUCGUACUGCAUUUUCUCGGGAGAGCGUGGACCUGGCCCGCAGCCCUGGACAUGGAGAACUCAGACUCCGAAUCGUGGACGUCUCACACCGUGAAAAAGCUCACAGCCUCAUUCGAGGCCUCGUGGGUCGGCGAGAGGGACCCCAGGCCCCCGUCCGCUUCUCGGAACGCUCCGCGCGGGUCGGGUUCCGUACGUGACGAAAUGAGAAAUGAAGGUUUCCACCGCAAGAUCAUCUCUUGGUUUGGCGAUAGCCCCCGGACGUACUUUGGCUUACACCAACUGACCGAAUACGGAAAGAAGUCUGGGAAAACGGCCGGAGAUUGGUAUGGGCCGGCUGUUGUCGCCCAUAUCCUAAGAAAAGCAGUUGAAGAAGUGAGACACCCUGAUUUACAAGGAUUAACUGUUUACGUUGCACAAGAUUGUACAGUUUACAAUUCCGACGUAACCGAUAAGCUGCGGGCGUCUACGGACUCCGGUAAAACGGACGACAAAGCUGUCCUCAUCUUAGUUCCUGUGCGGCUGGGAGGGGAGAGGACCAACAUAGACUAUUUAGAAUUUGUAAAGGGAAUUUUAAGCCUGGAAUACUGCGUGGGCAUUAUCGGAGGCAAACCUAAGCAGUCGUAUUACUUCGCUGGAUUUCAAGAUGACAGUUUGAUUUACAUGGAUCCUCAUUACUGCCAAUCUUUUGUAGAUGUCAGCAUAAAGGAUUUCCCUCUUGAGUCAUUCCACUGUCCUUCCCCCAAAAAGAUGUCAUUUCGAAAAAUGGAUCCGAGCUGCACCGUAGGAUUCUAUUGCAGAAACGUCCAGGAUUUUGAGCGCGCUUCGGAAGAGAUCACCAAGGUGCUGAAAGCUUCGUCCAAGGAGAAGUAUCCCCUCUUUACUUUCGUAAAGGGUCACUCGAGAGACUACGAUUUCGCCUCCGGUCCCACCCGUGAAGAACCUGACCUUUUUUCAGAGGACGAGAAGAAAAGAUUGAAGAGAUUCAGCACCGAGGAGUUCGUCUUGCUCUAGGAGCGCGUCCCGUCGGGGCGCCGGCCGUUGUCUCAGGAAGCUCUCCCGGACAGAGGCGGGACUCGGAAGCAGAAAAAGGAGCAGUGGGGAGACCGGUCCGUCUUCCUAAGGGUUUUAGAGGCCGUCUCUGAGAACGGGCAAGUCUCCCUCGCUCCGUGACUCCGAAAGGGAAGCGGCCCGAGAAAGCUCUGCGCCGGGGCCAGCCCGGAUGUAGGGCCGGGCCCGCAGGGGCUGGGUAGCGCCCUGGUUUUCUCGGACCCCGUGACUCAACCCGCAACCCGAGUCCGCUCCUUCUUCCCCGCGAGGCCCCGCGGCCACGGCGGAGAGAUCCCGUCCGGUCGACCCGUCGGCCUUUCGACCGAGCCGCUCGGUUCCUUCCAGCCAUUUCCCCCUGCGAGAUUUAAGCCUCUCCCACUGACCGGGAAGAGGCCGGUAAAUUGUUAAUGUAACCAAAGGAUAAAUUUCUUGCAUUGCACUACUCCAGAUGUAACUUGAUAUGUCAAAUAGUAAUUGUUCGCUAUAAUCCUGAUGCAAUUAUAUAAGCAGAAUUGUGAGUUAAGGUACUACUUAGCAAUAUGAUUUUAUAAUGGCUGCUCAUUAAGCUUGCUGUUGAACCUUAAUAUGAGGUGUGAAUAUAAAGUAUUGGCAUUCCUCACAAUUUUUAAAGGUUAUGUUAUUAAUAUUAACUGUAACCAAUCAAACCAGAUAAAGGCAAUUAUUGGAUGGGAGCAGCGUGUUUGUUUCGCAUCUCGACAGCGGCGUUUUAUGAGAACUCCGCUCGUCCUGCAGCUUUUAAAUCUAAACAUAAAACACUCCGGGGGGAGUGCGUGUUCUCGAGUACGCUCUCCGAUCCCUUCUCUGGACGUUCUUCCAUUACUGAGAGUCGGCUGUGUCCGCGUUUAGAAGCGGAGAUGGUUUACGAGGGAAAUCCGCCUUUAGCGUUUUGCUUUAACAAAAAGAAAAUUCAUGAUUCACCAGGAGUAAUACUGAGCUCGGAGUAUCAAACAAAUGCUUUAAUAAAGAUGGGGGAACAGUCAA